ACUCGGAGACGUUCAGAUACGUCAAGACCUGAAUUCCAACGAGAACUCUCAGAGAGUCAUGACCUUUUCCCAACACUGAAGGAUCAAUUUGAGCAUCCGGAAAAACUGAAAUCCGGAUCUGUAGAUAGCCGUCGAAAUGUGAAAGAGCCAUGUGCUAGGAGGUGGUAUGGCGGUACUGAAUAUCCCCUUCCUGACGCUUACAACGAACGGUCUUCUUGGAAUGACAGUAAUAAAAAGCAGGAUGAAAGGUUGAGAACUGACUAUGAAAGAAGUGAUCGGCAAACUGACCGAAAUAUUUCUCAGCGGCAGCCAUCUUUGAGAGGAAGUUAUGAAGACAUUGCGCCAAGUAAACGCACAAUUGAAAGACGACGACACCAACAGGAAAGGAGGGCACGACAUACUUUGGACGUGAGCGCAAUGUCGCCAACCAAGGAGUCAGCACUUCAAUUUAUUAGUGACAAACAAUCAGAGGAGCUUCCUGAACCAAGGAAAAGAGCAAAUUCUGAUCCCAAUGUAUCCGAUGAUAUCACCAAUCUUACACGCAAAUAUGAAUUUCCUGGACUUGGGGAAAUCAUUCAUCUCAAAAAAGGGUGGUUAAUUAAGCAAGAAAAUGACCCCAAGGAUUGGACGAAGCACUGGUUUGUUUUAUCCGACCACACACUCAAAUAUUAUAGUGAUUCUAAAAACGAAGAGGCUGAAAUAGAAGAUGGUUGUAUAGAGUUAUCUUCCUGCGUGGAAGUGACGGAAGCUAAAGUUAGUAAAAACUAUGGAUUUAUAGUAAAAACUCAUGAAAGCACCACCACACUCGCUGCUAUGACAAACGGUAUUCGCAAUAACUGGAUCCAAGCAAUCCUCAAAGCCAUGGCGGCUAUCCCUCCUCCAGAACUCCCACCUCUCCCCCCACAAGCAGUGAGCGUUAAUCCACCAGAUAGCAUUGAACUUGAACAAACUGACAAGUAUUAUUCCAGAGAACGUCCGGCUUCGGUUAAAGAGAGACUGCAACAAGAAGAGGAAUAUUUGCCAGCGACUAGAUCAUCGUCAGCUCCACAGCCAAGGGAUUUGAUGGAAAAAUCAGGUGGACGUAAUUCUCCAGUGCCUUCUAGGAAAUUUCUUCCAGAUGUUGACUACAUGUUAGGAAGAAAACCAGCAAAUGAAACACCCACACCUGCCAAAAAGCUUGCCACAGAAGAGAGUACAAAAAUGAGAGUGGGAAGCCCAAUUAAGUUUGAGAGUAAUCCUGUGUAUCUGACAAAGCUCGAAGCAAUACGGAGUCCAACCACUUCAAGAAGAUUUCUGGCUGAUCACACGUCUGAAAAACCGGGCUCCACAUCACUUGUCAGUAGUGAGCAUCGAGAAAAAACGGUUACCGAGGAAACAAGUGAUAACGAUUCAGAAGAACAAGAGGAAAGUGAGGAUGGUGAGGAAAGUGAUGUAUCGGAGCAAGAAGAGCCUGAAAAAGAACUAACAAUUGUAGCAGUUGAAAAAGUAGAAAAAGUAGAAAGCCAGAAACAAGAACGGAGUGAUGAAAAUGAACACAGUGAAUCAGAUAUUUCUGAUGAUGCAGACUUGGAGUCUAAGGACAUGGGAGGAGAUAAAAGUGGAGAAUCUAGCGGUGAAACAUCUGGAAAUAUCACAUCAAGCUCAGGUGAUGCCAUGCUGGUGGAAUUACUUGAAACUGAAGUUGAAUCUCUAAAGGCUCAGCUAGAAAAAACACAAAAAGAAUUAAUUGAUUCGCAUCAGCAAACUAUCGAAUUGAAAACUCAGAUGACAACGGCAAGACGGGAUCACCGUGAAUCGUUCAGUGAACUGGAAGACGAUCAAAAUAAAUAUUUAACUCAGAUCGAAGACAUGAAUUCAGAGCAGAACCAAAUUGCCCAGCAGUAUCACCAUUUGAAGAUUGAACUGCAGGAGGCUAAAAACCUAAAUGAAUUAUCUAAAAAUCAACUGCAGCAGCUAAAGAAACGACUCAGCGAUGCCAACUCUGUUAUUCAUAGGCAGGAGAAUGAUAUCGGCACUUAUAAAACCAAAUUAGAAAUUGCUGUUUCUGAGCUAACUGAAACUAAGGAGAAAGCCAGAAAGUUAGAAGGAGACUUGAGAGGAGAAAAGGAAAAAUCGGUGAAAGUUAUUGACAUUUUGAGAGAAAAGAGUGAACGUUUAGAUUCUCAGGUGUCUGAGCUUAAGACUAUGCUGAAAAAAGCAGAAGGGGAGAUUCAUGUGAAAAGUAAAUGUAUACGAGAAUUUGAACGAUCAAGGAAUCGGCAGGAUUCUGAGAUAAAAAUAGAACAUCUCACGAGUAAGUUGGAAGAGGCACGACAGAGGUUAAAAGAAAGUGAACGUGACUGUAUUUUAAAUGAGGAAAGGUUUGAAAAAAGGUUUCUGCGACUGCAAAACAAGGGACAGUCAGAAAAAGAAACUCUUGAGAAAAAAUUAGCUGACGCUGAAGAGAAAGUUGCGUCCUUAGGUCAGGAAAAAGAAUGCAAAGAUAGAAAUGAAAGCCAUAAACUGAAUGAAGAGUUAGAGGAACAGGAAGAUAAAAUAGAAGAAUUGUUACAUCAGUUGAAAACAGAAAAAACUGAGAAAUCAAAACUACAAGAGAGAUUAGACGAAGCUGAUAACCGAUUAGCAGAACUGACACUCAGUUUACAGGGAGAUUCGAUCAGCGAUGUCACUGCCAAUACUUUGAAAUUACAAAGUGUAGAGAGAAAACUUGGAGAGGUGGAAAAGAAAUUAAAAGAUGCUUUAGAGGAUGUUGAGAGAGAACAAGAUGUGAAUGAACAUUUACAAGAUGAGUUGAAAGAGAUGAAAGCAAAAGUGAAUGAACAACAAAAAAUGAUAGAUUCUUUGAACGCAAGAGGUGAAUCUGAUAAUGGUAAAGAGAGAAUUAGCAAACUUAAAAAAAGUCUAGAGAAAGCUCUUGCUGAAAACACUGUUUCAGAAGAGUACCUUGAGAAAAGUGCUGAAGAAAUCGGUUGUCUAAAAACUGCCUUGCAAGAAAAGUCAGAUGAGAUAGAAAAACUGUUAUUGCAAUUAGAAAAUAUCUCCACAGAGCGAGAAGAUGCACAACCUAGGUUGCAAUCAAGUGAGAUGGAAUUGAAGGAACUCAGAACACAGCUAGACCAGGUUUUAGCUGAAAAAGAGAAAUUGAAAAAACAGUUGGAUGAAAGUGUCGAGCAAAUAGAAAAAUUGCAGAAGGAUCUUGGAGAAAAAGAUCUUCUACUUGAAGAUUUGAAUAGGAAAAUGAAUGCUAAGGAAGAGGAAUAUGAAAAGCUGAAGAGAGAUGUUGAAAAAUGUUACGGAGACAAAGGAAGUCUGAAGGAGCAGAUACUCCAGCACACUUUGGAAAUAUCACAAUUGAAAGACGAAUUGCAAGAAUCAAAAAGAACUAUAAAGGAACAAGAAGAACAACUCGCACAAAAGAAACUAGAACUGGAAGACGCAAAAGAAAAAGUAAAACAGCUGGAGGAUGACUUUGUAAAGCUUCAGAACCAACAUGAUGAAGAGAUUUCAAGCAAGUUGCAGGAGUUAGAUGAGAGAAAGGCAAAAAUAAAUGAAUCAGAAAAAAAACUUGCAGAGUUGGCGCAGACUGUGGAGUUAGAGAAGACAAAGGUUUCUACCCAAGAAUCCUCAGUAAUGAACAAAGACAAUGAGAAAGAUACCAACGAAUUUGAAAAUAAACAGUUGAAAAGUAAAUAUGACAGUGCCAUGCAAGAGGUCAGGCGCUUACGUGUGCAGCUGAAAGAGGCAAAUGGCAGCUAUGAUGAACUUGAAUUUUCACUCUUGAAGAGCAAAGAGGAUUAUAGGUGUGCUGAGGAGAAUAACAAGGAGCAGAUGCAUCUAAUGGGUAACAGGAUUAAAGAUCUAACAUCAAAACUUGCCUUGGCUGAUAAAAAACUGAGGGAUAGCGAGAAGCGAGUCAGCAACCUAGAACGUAAACUAGCUGGAGGUUCUUUAGCAAGCUCUCGGUCAUCUUCGAAGGAGCUGGAGACUAAGUUAGAGGAAUUAGAAAUGCAACUUUGUGAUGUUGAAGGAACAUUAAAGGCUCAAGAUGAAGAGACAAACAGUCUGAAGGGCAAGAUUGGUUCUGUUGAGGAAAAGGUCUCUGCAAGGGAAGAGAUGUUGUCAUCUUCGCAAAACACUUCCACUGUUUCUGAUCCGAGGAUAAACAAUCAUCAAGAAGCCAAACCUGUUAUAACAAUAAGUAAUUGCCCUCCAACUGUUGAAAAAGUGAGCGAGAAGAUGCAGUCAUCAAGUAGCACUGGAAGUGAAUCAGAUGAUUCUGACAGCUCUGUGCCACGGGAAAAGGUAGAAAAUCCAAAACAGAAAAGACUUAUGAGAGUAAAAUCAUUGGAAACUAAACUUUUGGAUACAGAACAAAAAUUAAAAGUAAUCACUGCCAAACUAGUGGAUGUGACCACUAAAGAUCUUGACAAUAGAAAAUCAUUUCAUGCCAAGUGUGUUUCUGAGAACAAACUCAAAGAGCAGAUAAAAGACUUUAAGAACAAAAUUGAACUUCUCACAAAAGAGUUGGAACUUGAAUAUAAUGUAAGGAUGAGAAUUGUUGGCGAUGUCAGCAGUCAUUUAAUUGAGCUUGAACAUAAACUAGAAAGUGUUGAGACAAAUGUGUUAGAUUCAAAACAUAAACUUACAGAUCUUUUGCAAGAGUUACAGGGACACAAAGUUCCUAUUGACAAGAACGUUUUAGACCAUUGUUCUGGUACUCUCUUAGAGGUAGAGAAACAAAUCCAGGAAACAAAAGAUGUUACCCUCAAAGUGGAAAGGGCUCUUGUUGUGCAGAAAGAUGAACUUCAAGAAAGAGAGAAUCCAGAAUUAACUCGAUGUAAACAGGCCCUAAGGAAAUCAUCUGCUGAAAGUCAGUCAUCUGAGAUGUCUGUUGGCAGUCUGAAAAGUAUGGAUGAUGCAGUUACAGUUGCCAUGGAUUUACUUCGAGAUCAGCUGGCACAGACGGAAGAAAGGUUAGAGGAAAAAUGUGAAGAAAUCGAUGUGAAAGAUAAAAAUCUAAAAGAAGUGAAGCUUGAUGUCUUUGCUGAUAGGCUGGCCUUAGAAGCUGUCAAGAUGGUUACAUCAACUGCCGGUUCGAAAUCAACUAGGAUCUCAGAAGAUGAUAGAAAUGUUGAAAAUUAUGCCAGUGCCUUGUCGGCAAAAAUAGUUAAACGAGGUGAACUUGGUGCAGCACUAUCCAGAGCAAGAACACAGAUGCUGUCAGUUAAGAUUCCUGGCUGUGCAUUGGAAAAUAAAAGACAUGAUGAUGAUGGUUCAGAUAAUGAGUCAAAUAUCACUCACUCCAAGAGAAAUCUUUCACCAAGGAGAGCUAUCUCUGAACCACUGCUGAGAUCUGUUUACUCAGAUGACACUUCACAAGUGGGUGAAUAUGCAACAACUUUGGCACAGCAAGCACUGAAAGAAGGUGAGAUCACUUAUGUGAUUGAGAGCAAAGUCAAAGACAUGCAUCAUCAGUUGAGAAAUGCUUACUGCAGGUUAGAACAUCAACAAAAGAAAUUAAGAAAACUUUCAGCACUCUGUGAUGAAGGGAAGGUAGAGGAAAUGAAGGUACUUGUAAGUGGUUUCACACCUGAGACAUCAGAAGACGCUGGGGAGGUUCCAUUGGUCAUUUCAUCCUCAGAAGAAAUGACCGAAGAAUGUAGUGAAGAGGUGACAAGUUUUGAUGACAGAGAACUAGCAUCUUAUGCGAAACGCAUUGAGUUGGAGGAAACAUUGAAGUUUGCAACUGACCAUGCAAGUGAUGAAAUUGUGAAGGCAGAAAUGUUACAGAUACUGCGUAGAGUCAUGGAUAUGUAUGAGAAGGAGAUCAACAUUGAAAGGGCCAGUUGCAUGCAAAUGUUGAAGGUCCAACGACAAGCAGCUGAGAAAAAACAUGCUGAUAUUGAACGUUCUAUCAGAGAUGAGAUGGGCACAGUAAUAGAUACAAUCAAAGAGCGAUAUGAAACUGAAUUAAAUAAACUUCAGGGACAAAAUGAACACAUUAAUAACAAAGGCCCAUUUUACAAUGAUCAGCUAAUGAAUCAGUUUGCAGGAAUUGUGGCCCGGAGGUCAUUCCUGAGUAGCAACAUGACUCACUGGGGUCAUGCAAUGCUUUCCAUGAGAUAUGAGGUGAAACCACAGCAUAGACGACAUAGUCUUUCAGCACUGUCUUUGUAUUCGGCUGCUGCUGAUAAUAACCUAAUGUAUCCCAAACGACUUUUGGCUAAAUGCAGUAGCAUGGAUGACUAUGCUGAGAUGUUGGCGCAAAGAGCUAUCUUCCAGGCUGAGCUGACCUACAUUUUAAACAUGUUGCACAGUGAACAUGCACAGCAAUUGAAUGCAUUACGUGAAGCCUAUGAGACAGAUUCCAAUGGUAAAGUCAUUGAAAGCAUCACAAUGGAGCAUGGAAGAAAUCUUACCAGUGUGAGAGAGCGGUAUGAAGAUAUCAUUAAAGAUGAGAGAGAGGAACAAGCUAGAGAGAUGUCCAAAUUCCAGGGAGAGUUGGACAGAACGAAGAAGGAGCUGAGUACUGUUCUUGCUGAGCUGAGGUCAAAGGAAGAGUAUGCUAAGACCAGCGGUAAUCCAGAAAUAAGUUUUACUUUAGAAGAAGAUCCAAAUGAUCAAGUGGAAGAAAUGACUGCCAAAAGAUUGAAACAUUUGAAAGAAGAGUUAGAUGAUGUUAAAACACAAUUAGCAGAAACUACAGUUCAGUUGAAGUUGAAAACAGAUGAGCACAUCAAAGAAGUUGACAAUAUUACUGAUGUUAUGGAGAGCCUAGUUGCUAAACAACAGGAGGAACUUGAAGAAAUUAGAGGGCAUGAGAAGAAUUUGAUUGAUGCACAAGAUAAACUUAAUUCUGAACACAAACAAACUUUGGAAGAGCUAGAACGUAAACACUCAGAGGAAAUGAAUCAAGUUGUCACUGGGUACCAACAGAGGUUAUCAGAAUUGACAGAGCAGUGUAAUGUCAAGAAAGAAGAAAUGGACGAACAGACAAAGCAAGUGGAAGAGCUGAAGGGAGGGUUGCAUAAGUAUCAGGAACAAAUAUGUAAAUUGAAAGAGCUUGAAUCCCUGAAGGAAGCUGAAAUUGAAGAUUUGAAAACACUGCAUAUGAAAGAAGUUAAAGGAUUGAAUAAAACUAUGCAAGAUUUUCAUAAACAAGUUACUGAGGAAAGUGAAAUAGCUCUUCAGAAUGCUAUCGCAGAGUUGGAAGAAAAUCAUGCAGCGACUGUGAAGCAAGUGGAAGAGGAUUGUGAGCAGAAGAUUGGAGAUGCCGCCGUUGAGAUAGCAGAGAUUCAGCAGCUGGAAAUUAAUGAUUUGAAUGAACGCCAUGAUAAUGAACUGAAGGAACUGACAGAGAAAUGGGAAAAGCGAGUGAAAAAUGUUGAAGCUGAACUACUUGACAGAUUGAAGGAGAGUCAUGAGGCAGAAAUAAAUAAAGUUGUUAAAGAUUAUGAAGAAAAAAUGAAACUUUUGGAGACAGAAAUUGUUGAAGGUCUGCGGCAGAAUGAAGAAGAGCGGUUGAAUCAGCUCCCAGAGGAGUAUGAAGAUAAAAUGAAAGCUUUAGAAAUUGAGAUGCUUGACAGAUUGAAACCAGAUGAAGCAGAUAACGAUGAAUUGCAAGCCAUUAUUGAAGAUUAUGAAGUCAGACUCAAGACCGCUGCAGUGGAAAUCCUAGAUUUGAAGGAGCUGCAUGAGAGUGAAUUAAAAGAGAUGCAAGAACGUCAUGAUGAUGAAAUGACGAAACUUGAAAAAGAGUAUGAGGAGAAGCUGAAAGACAUUGAAGAUGAUAUGACGAACAUGGAAGAUGAACUGCAGAAGGAAACUGCCGAGUUAAAGACGCGGUACGAUGAAGACAUUACUCGAAUAAAACAAAUGUAUGCAUUAAAGAACAAAGACGUAGAUGCUAAAAGUGACGACAGUGCUGCUGUGCAAGAAGCCAAACUGCAAUUUGAACAGAAAACAGCUAAUAUGAAGAGAGAAUAUGAACAGAGAAUGAGUAAAGUUAAGGUGGAACACGAAAAGAGAAUGUCUUAUAUGCAAGAUAAUUACGAAGACGAGAUUGGGAAAAUUAGAAAGGACAAUGAUAAGAACCUGAAACAGGUUGAGCUUCAUCAUGAAGAAAUUAUUUCAAAGAUGAAAAGAGAGCAAGAAAACUUUCAGUUGGAAUUUGAGCAGAGGUACGGGAAGGAAAUCAACAGACUGCGAAAUGAACAGGAGUACAAGAUUGCUGAACUGGAGCAAAGCUACGAGGAUGCUAUAGAGAAUUUAAAGAGAGAUCACAAGAAGGAAGUUGAUUUGAUUGAUCAAGAACACGCACAAGAGAUCAAUGAUUUGAAGUCUGAGUACGAGGAGAGGCUGGACCACUUCGCCGAACUGCAUGAAACUGAUCUGGCUGUGGUGAAGGGUAGUCUGUUGACAAACCAUCUUGAGGUGGAAGAACCAGUCUUCGCCAUGGCAACUCCACAACAGCAUGCUCAGUCCUCUGUAGCAGCUCUCAGGGAAAAAUAUGAGAAAGAAGUUGAACAGUUGAGGAGUGGUGAUAGUGGAAUGGUGAAAGUUGAAAGGUUACAUCGGGAAGCUGUCGAACAAAUGCGAAAGCAGCAUAGGGAUGAAUAUGAUAAGUUAAAACAACAGAAAGACCGGGAACUCGCCCAAGAAACCCAGGCAACACUUGCUGCUAUGGAAAAAAUCCGCAAGAAACACACGGAAGACAUGGAAAGGGAAAGAUCAAAGCAUCAUCUGCAUGGUAAUGUAAAUGCGACGAUAGCGACAUUACGACGAGAGCAUCAGGAAGAACUUGAAAAAAUUGAAAAUGAAAUGAUCGCUUUAUCAGAACAGUACUCGUCAAAAUGCAUGGAGAACUCGUUACUGGAAGAGCAGUUGGCUACUUUGUAUCGCUCGCUGGAUGAGAAGAAACAAAGUAUCCAACACUUGACAAGUGAGAACAUGGAACUGAAUGAAAAGAUGGCUGAGGAGCUUGCUAGCUUGAGGAGUACCCUUGAAAUCGGUGGCGCGAUUGGUGACAUGGGUGCAGAGGCUGCUAACAAUUUGGAAGUACUUGAGCUGUAUGACCUUAAGAUUUCUCUCAGAAUCAAAGAGUCUGAGGCUUUGGUGAUGCAAGAAGAUAUAGAACGACUACAAUGCCAAUUAGCCAAUACAAAGCAGGAAGAAAAUGAAAUGUUUGCGGAAAAGUACAGAAAACUGAAACAGGAUCACACCAGGGUCGAAGAAAAGGUCAAAUACUUAGAGCGGAAACUAUCAGAGGCUUACGAAAGACUGAAAGAUACAGAAGUACGAAAAGUUCCAGCACCGCAUACGUUUGAAGCCAAGACGAAACAAGCAUCAAAAUCCAACUUGGAUCGUGAGCGAUCUUGGUCGGAAAGUAAUCUAACAUGGGAAUCACCAAACACUUCCAAGUGGCGUUCUGAGGAAAAUCUUCGAAAUUUCAGUCCGGAUGAUCGGCGGCUGGGAAGUUUUAUUCCUGUUGAAACUAAAAAAUCCAAAGCCAGCUCAGUACGCACACCCACAUACCAGAGUAAGAAGAAGCCAUCAUCCAGUGGAAGCAGGAGAUUAAGCCAAAAGAAUGUUGACAAAGCGCCAUCCUCAGCUCAUCAAAAAACAGAAAGUGGAAAAAGUUCCUGCCCUGAUUUGUUUACAUUGCUGGUUGCCAAGAAAGACCUGUUUCUGUUACAUCAUUGCUUUCUACGUAUCAGUGAUAUUUCAGAAGAGUACCUCGUGAAAUGUCUGCAGUUGUAUCUCAGUAUCAAAGAAGAUGGACCAUUUGAUGCAGUAAUGGACCAAAUUAAAAUCAACGAAAUGAUAAAAAAGUUGCCAGUUUUGUUAUCAGAAUGUCCAAUACAUCCGUGUAAGGCAUUUUAUAUUAAUCAAAUUCUACUCUGCCCUUGUAAUGAUGUGUUUAUAGUAGAUUAUCUCAGGAAAUUGACAGUGGAACAGUCGAUGAUUUUUCUAGAAUAUCUUCACUUUCUACUAAUGAAGACACCUGUCUGCAGAAAGAAACCAACUAAAUUUCCAGCUUUUGAACGGACUGUAGAAUGGAUAUGCAUGAUACUGGAUGCACAGUUUACACAACUGUUAAUAUUCCCGGAUGCCAGAGAUUUACUGUUACAGCUACAUGAAACAGUUGCCGAUAAGAUGGUUUUCUUUAAAGAAUUGGGCAGUGUUGAGUUAUUGUUAAAUCAACUGAAGCAGAGAACUGAGCUGCCAUCAACACAGCGUAAAAAAGAUGACACAACACUUUAUAGAAUAGAAAUUCUAAAACUGAAAAUCUAAUAAAGAAAGUUAAAUUGUGCAAAUUUAUAAUUACUUUAUAAUAUGCAAAAUAAUAUUACCAUGUAUUGGUUGAAAUUGAUUGAACCUAUUGUGAAUGUCAAAUAAAAGUUCUAUGUUUAAUUUGAUUUUCAUAUUCAUUUCAAGA
Molecule: messenger RNA, 10438 nt
Organism: Saccoglossus kowalevskii
Lineage: Eukaryota; Metazoa; Hemichordata; Enteropneusta; Harrimaniidae
Cellular component (GO): actin cytoskeleton
Molecular function (GO): actin filament binding
Source: RefSeq, a predicted model, not a curated record